AUGGCAGUGGCCCUGGACGCAAUCCUCGCUCGGAUCAAAGAUGUUUGUAAAAGGAACGGUUUGCUCAUCCUCUCGGUGUUGUCCGUCACCAUCGGCUGCCUCCUGGGAUUCUUCCUGAGGACGAGGCGACUCUCCCAGCAGGAAAUUAGUUACUUCCAGUUUCCUGGUGAGUUACUGAUGAGGAUGCUGAAAAUGCUGAUUCUCCCCCUGAUUGUCUCAAGCUUGAUGUCCGGGCUCGCAGCCCUGGAUGCCAAAACUUCCAGUCGCUUGGGAAUCAUAACCAUCACUUACUAUCUGUGGACAACGUUUGUGGCUGUGGUUGUGGGAAUAAUUAUGGUCUCCAUCAUCCACCCUGGAGGAGCAGCACAGAAGGAGAGCACUGAGGAGGGUGGGAAGCCCAUCAUGAGCUCUGCAGACGCACUGCUGGACCUAAUCCGGAACAUGUUUCCAGCCAAUCUUGUUGAGGCCACAUUCAAGCAGUAUCGCACCAGGAGUAUUCCCAUCAUUAAAUCGAACAAAGCAUCUCCUGAAAGCACCACUCGUCGCAUUAUAAUAUACGGAGUCCAGGACGAGAACGGAUCCAACGUCCAGAAUUUUGCCUUGGAUAUCACCCCCCCUCCUGAAGUGAUUUACAAAUCAGAGCCAGGUGCUAGUGAUGGCAUGAAUGUGCUUGGGAUUGUGAUAUUCUCUGCCACCAUGGGUAUAAUGCUGGGAAGAAUGGGGAACAGCGGAGUCCCUUUGGUCAGCUUUUGCCAGUGUUUGAACGAAUCUGUCAUGAAGAUAGUGGCGGUUGCUGUUUGGUAUUUUCCAUUUGGAAUUGUGUUCCUAAUAGCUGGCAAAAUCUUAGAAAUGGAUGACCCCUCGGCCAUUGGGAAGAAGCUGGGUUUCUAUGCCAUUACGGUGGUGUGUGGCCUGGUGGUGCACGGCCUGUUUAUUCUGCCAAUGAUGUACUUCUUCAUCACCAAGAAGAAUCCCAUUGUCUUCAUCAGAGGGAUCCUUCAAGCCUUGCUCAUUGCUCUGGCCACAUCCUCCAGCUCAGCCACCCUGCCUAUCACUUUCAAGUGCUUGCUGGAGAACAACCACGUGGACAGGAGGAUCGCGCGGUUCGUGCUGCCCGUGGGAGCCACCAUCAACAUGGACGGGACGGCGCUGUACGAGGCCGUGGCCGCCAUCUUCAUCGCCCAAGUGAACAACUACGAGCUGGACUUUGGGCAGAUCAUUACCAUAAGCAUCACAGCAACAGCUGCCAGCAUAGGUGCUGCAGGCAUCCCCCAAGCUGGCCUGGUGACCAUGGUCAUUGUUCUCACCUCGGUGGGGCUCCCAACAGACGACAUCACGUUGAUUAUUGCCGUCGACUGGGCACUAGACAGGUUUAGAACAAUGAUCAAUGUCCUGGGGGAUGCGCUGGCUGCUGGGAUCAUGGCCCACAUCUGCCGGAAGGAGUUUAUCAAGGAUGGUGAUGAGGUGCCAUUGAUCUGUGAAACUAAGCCUAUUAACAUCCAUCAGAUUGUGGCUUACCAGAGAAAUGGCUGUGUGAAGACCAUGAAUGAAUCUCGUGGACCAGAAACAGUGAAAGGGUUGCAGCACCAUAUACCCAUACAAGUGGAGCAAGAAGAAACUCCAGUGGAGAAUCACACUAAGAAAUCCAACAGUAAAGACCACUGCACUAUUGAAAUAAAUGAACUAGAAACAAAUGUGUGA
Molecule: messenger RNA, 1701 nt
Organism: Hirundo rustica (Barn swallow)
Lineage: Eukaryota; Metazoa; Chordata; Aves; Passeriformes; Hirundinidae
Gene: SLC1A7
Product: solute carrier family 1 member 7
Exons: 11
Coding region: 1-1701 (566 amino acids)
Biological process (GO): L-glutamate transmembrane transport
Cellular component (GO): plasma membrane
Molecular function (GO): glutamate:sodium symporter activity; L-glutamate transmembrane transporter activity; neutral L-amino acid transmembrane transporter activity
Source: RefSeq, a predicted model, not a curated record